This is a messenger RNA of Schizosaccharomyces japonicus yFS275, 4914 nucleotides long. Its product is annotated as AGC/PKC protein kinase Pck1. Lineage: Eukaryota; Fungi; Ascomycota; Schizosaccharomycetes; Schizosaccharomycetales; Schizosaccharomycetaceae. Bases 408 to 3338 code for a protein of 976 amino acids. Gene Ontology annotation, cellular component: mitotic actomyosin contractile ring, intermediate layer; nucleus; division septum. Gene Ontology annotation, biological process: regulation of cell wall (1->3)-beta-D-glucan biosynthetic process; positive regulation of cell integrity MAPK cascade; negative regulation of mitotic actomyosin contractile ring assembly. The record is from RefSeq and is a predicted model, not a curated record. The transcript has a single exon. Gene Ontology annotation, molecular function: protein kinase activity; transferase activity; diacylglycerol-dependent serine/threonine kinase activity.
UUUUGGGUGAGAAUGUUCGGGGGGGUUACUGCGUACGAAGCAAACAACGUAACCAACUCUGCAUCAGAAUUUCCGGUUUGGUUUGUGCUGUAUCUUGCAAGCUACGGUUCAACUUUCUGUAUUGCAUUUUAUUCGAAACAAUAGGCUUUUCGGCCUUUCUUCGUUGUUUUCGAACUACAGCAUUCAUUUCUCACGGUUGUUCAUCGCACAGCAUUUCCUUUUUGAUUACAGUUUGGAUUCAUUAACCUAUAAGAAUCUAGAAAGGUGCUGUGUUGUUGUUAGGACAUCUUGAUUCCAAAAACUCGUUCUUUACCUUCGUAUACUCGGCUUUUUCGUGAUCACUUGCUUUCAUCGCCAGUUUCUGCCUGUAAUUCUCUUUAUCCUAAGCAUUGCUAAAUUUAGUCGCGAUGUAUAGUAUUGAAGCUGCCAUUGACGAUGUCCAAAAGAAAAUAGACAGAGAAAAGUCUCUCAUUCAAGGAGCAAAGGCCAUGGUUGAUUCCACUGGUAACUCAGAAGUUAAACAGAGACUGGAGCACAAAAUACGCGAGGCCUCUAGUAACAUUGACUAUUUAACGAACCGUCUUAAUUCUUUAAUGAUUGAAAAAAAUGCCCCAUCGCUUCGCGGUAUUCAAAAAGCUUUCGAUGAGAAGAGUGUGUCUUCAUCCUCAAUGAGUUCUAAGGUUGUAAACGGAAAGUCCGCAUUCGAUAUCCUGCUUAGCAAGGCCCCGUUGAACGAGGAAAUAAUUAUGACGAAAAUGAAGUUUAUCCAGAUGCGUCUUGUUGUCGAGGAACAAUGUCUUGCUGGCGUGGACAAAAUUGUGAACCUCUAUUCAAAAGAAAGCAAAAAUUACGAAGAGGCAGCGGCCCAACGUGAAGAGAUUCUUCAGAAAACAAGAUUAUUGAAGUCAGCAUUGAAACGGUACAAAGAACUGUACAUUCCGUCUGAUGAACCCAACUCGACUGCUUCGGAGACAAGUAUAGCAAAGAAUUUGUUCAAGCCUCUGACCGGUACUGUAAAGUUAACCAUUCAUGCCAUUAAAAACGUUGAUCACACAGAUGCGAAUGAGCAGAGUCAUGGCGCACACGACACAUUUUUAAAUAUUGUUGUUGAUAAUCGAGUUGUCUGCAAGUCAAGAACCGUCCAACAUGACACUUGGAACGAAGCAUUUGUGUUCGAAAUGAACAAAGCUCGUGAAUGCGAAGUUGUCGUUUAUGAUAGAAAGCCGGACAAAAGUUUGCCUAUUGCUUUGCUGUGGGUUCCCUCAGCUUUAAUUUUGGAUGAUUCGAGACGCAAGCGAAACUUACAGGAGUUGUCGGAAAUUGACUGGAAAAUGAACGAUUCGGACAUGCUUCCACUCAAACACUCUUCGUCGCGGACUACGAACGCCUCUGUAUCCACAGACGUUGCGUCUAAUGCCGGAGCUGCUCCCGGUGGGGACAAAACAAGAAAGUUGCUGUCGCAAGUUUGGUUAUCACUUGAACCUGCUGGACAAAUCUGUGUUUCGUUGGAGUUCACGAAGAAAGUACCAAACAGCAAGGUUAUUUCUGAUAAUGGUUUGGGUCGCCAAGGUGCCAUUCGUCAAAACAAGGAAGAAGUUAUCUCGGACUUCUUGGGACAUUCAUUUGUCCUGCGACAAUUCUACCAAAUUAUGCGGUGUGCCGUUUGCGCCGACUUUUUGAAAGAUGGUUCCGGUCUGCAGUGUGCUGAAUGUAGUUAUACGUGUCACAGAAGAUGUCUCAUGAAAACCAUCAACCGUUGUAUUGCCAAGACACAUUCUGUUACUGCCCCUCCCGAAGGCGGAGAAAGUUUAAAGCAUCAUAUUCCCCAUCGCUUCGAGCCAUAUAAUUCUUUCAGUGCCAACUGGUGUAGCCAUUGCGGUUAUUUCAUAUCAUUCUUGAAAAAGGAUUGCUACAAGUGUAAGGAAUGUGGUAUCACUUGUCACAUUCGUUGUUCUCGUUUGAUUCCAGACUUAUGUGGAAUGUCCAAUGAUAUGGCAAAUCACAUCUUGAACGAGAUUCGCUCUACAAAGCUGCUGACAUCGAGAGUCAUGAAAAGUGCUGCAAGCGUAUCCAAGCCUGCGGCUCCGGAAAUCAAGUCACCUACUCCGUUUUCGUUCCGCAAAAAAUCAGGCGGUGUACCGUCUAUAUCACAGGGCUUACUGUUUGCAACUCAGCAACUUGCUGGGUCGCUCCCAGAAGCACCUCCUCCUCCAAGACCAGCUAUCCCUGCACAUUCGCCAUCUCCUUCCAUUGCUGAAACCCUGUUGAAGCCUGAAGUUCCUGACGUAAAGCAGUGUAGUUCUCCGAGCUCUAUUGCUUCGAAAAAGGGAAAGCCCCGUAUUGGUCUGGACGAUUUCACCUUCUUGGCUGUGCUUGGUAAAGGUAACUUUGGUAAGGUUAUGCUCGCCGAGUACAAGCAUAACAAGCGUUUGUAUGCAAUUAAGGUUUUGAAGAAGGACUCAAUUUUGAAGAAUAAUGAAUUGGAAAGCUUAAAGUCGGAAAAACGUGUCUUCAUGACCGCUAAUAAGGAAAAGCAUCCUUUCCUCCUAAACUUGUUUGCCAGCUUUCAAACUGGAACACGUGUGUACUUUGUUAUGGAGUAUAUUGACGGUGGUGAUCUUAUGCUUCACAUCCAGCGGGAGCAAUUCAGUCUUAAGCGUGCUCAAUUCUAUGCUGCCGAAGUUUGUUUGGGAUUGAAAUACUUCCACGAAAACCACAUUAUCUAUCGUGACUUGAAACUGGAUAAUAUUCUUUUGUGUUCGGACGGUCAUAUUAAAAUUGCAGACUAUGGUUUGUGUAAGGAGAAUAUGACUGAAGGAAAGUUUACCAGCACCUUCUGUGGUACACCGGAAUUCAUGGCGCCAGAAAUUCUACUCGAUCAGCAAUACAAUCGUGCUGUAGACUGGUGGGCUUUUGGUGUCCUUCUCUAUCAAAUGAUACUCGGACAAUCUCCGUUUAAGGGAGAUGACGAAGAGGAAAUCUUUGAGGCUAUUUUGAAUGAUGAACCCAUGUUCCCCAUUCACAUGCCGGGUGAAGCCGUGGACAUUAUGCAGAAACUACUUACCCGCGACAUCGACAAACGUUUAGGUGGAGGUCCACGCGAUGCUUUGGAUGUCAUGGAGCAUCCUUUCUUCCGUGGAGUUGACUGGGACAUGAUCUUCAAAAAGCAAAUCGAGCCAACGUAUAAACCAAGAACAACUGGUGCUUAUGAUAUCAACAACUUUGAUGUGGAAUUUACACGGGAACGGCCAGUGUUGACGCCGGUUAAUUCAAUUCUUUCAAAGACCGAACAAGAGUCAUUUAGGGGAUUCUCUAGUUUUGCUGGAAGUGAAGAUUAGUGUUCCUCGUGCGCGCUUACGAACAGAUCUGGCACAUGCUCGUCUGUAUUGUUUUCAUUAUGUGUUCAUUAUCAUUCUAAUGCAUUUUAUGAUAAUGGUUAUGGGCAGCAAUCUAAAAUAUUGUUGGUAAAGAAGUCUGUUAUCUAAGGUAUUCGUUCCAUUUGGGAGAAUGCGUGCAGAGUUUGCUAUGAAUGUGUCUAGUUGGAUCUUGGUGUUAAGAAUCGGCUUGCAGCGAAAAGCACGCCGGCCACGAGGGUGCCAUACCAAAUGAUAUUUUGAAGCAUCGGUUGCUGCUUGUCUUCGGCAUGAGUUAGAAUCGAAAAGGUGGGGACAAAGUUGGGAAAGUUUUCAACGAGUUCUUGCAUCAUGUCUUCAUCCAAGGAUGCGAUUUCGUCAAAUGACCAGUGUUCGCUGACACAUUUCAUCCAACGCAUGCGUUUUUUUGACAAGUUGGGAUCGGGAAACUUUGAACGCAACAGGCUACGUAAUUGACCUACUUUCUGGAGUGCUAAUCCGCAAUUGUCUGGAAUUGACGCUUUAAUUCGCUGCUUAAUCAGGUUUGCCAGCUUUGGUCCGUUUCCAUUUGUGCUUACCAUGAUUUGCAAAGGACCUAGGCGCAUUAGUAAGUGUGCUUUGGCUUGACAAAGUUGUUCAUACCAUCUCGAACCUCUGAGCCGAAGUAAAAGUCGCAUUCUUGACGCACAUCGGCAACAUUACGGGAAUACGUUUGCUUCUGCACAGUUUGCAAAUGUGGGAGGAAGCCUCAGGGUCAUCAAUGGCAGUGAAAACCAUAGCUGUGUCCUCUUCCAAAUCAUCGUCUGUGAAAGUUUUGUCUUUCCACACGACCUCUUUAUUUUGUACACGCCAACGAACUUCGUCGUUUAAUCCUUUUUCAGGACAGACGACUGUUACCAAGGCAUCUGCAUCUAGUGCAUGAAGAACACGUCCUGCAGCAAUAAAUCCUCCUCCGACCACGAGAACUUUUUUGUCCUUAAUUUGCCAGGCAAGAAUGAGAGAACUGCAGAGUAAUUAGCUAUGGUUUCUUCGUUGGCGUCUGUUUUAUGUCAAAUUCUUACCCGUGAGGCGUUAUCGGUGGGAAAUUUUGUUCUUGUUUUGACAUGAUGUUAAGGAAUGGUUUGUUCGUCUGGUACUGGCCUUAUCCUUGUCUGUUGUUUACAUAUGACGGACGACUUGGGGUUUUUUGGUCAGUGCUGACGCAAGGCACGCUGAAAACAGAAAACACCAACACCACUGGUUGGUUGAAAUAUAAUGGUUAAAUUAUGGUAGUUCAUGCUUGGCAAUUGCGUGUCCAUUAGCAAUAUCCAGCAAGUAGGCAGUGAACUAAGCCAUUGGGGUCUUUGGUGCUGAUGCCGUAGCCAACCGGAGUAGUUUGGCAAAACGAUUGCCACGGCGAGUCUCGAUUCUUUUUUAUCCUUAGUAAUAAGUCUUCUUGUAUCGCUGGUGGUAGUCGCAGCGGGGUUGUCAGCCUUAUUAGGUUCGUCCAACUGUUCAAGGAUUGAAUGUGUGUUUCGCUACAGCCGUUGUUCCAGUUACAGACAUAAUUAGUACUACAAUA